AUGACUGUAAUAAAAGAAAACAUAACAAUGACAUCUGCUUUAUUAGGCCUGGCCUACAUUGUUGUGUUACCCCCAUACCCUAGUGUUGUGCUACCCCCAUACCCUAGUGUUGUGCUACCCCCAUACCCUAGUGUUGAGCUACCCCCAUACCCUAGUGUUGAGCUACCCCCAUACCCUAGUGUUGUGCUACCCCCAUACCCUAGUGUUGUGCUACCCCCAUACCCUAGUGUUGUGCUACCCCCAUACCCUAGUGUUGUGCUACCCCCAUACCCUAGUGUUGUGCUACCCCCAUACCAUAGUGUUGUGCUACCCCCAUACCCUAGUGUUGUGCUACCCCCAUACCCUAGUGUUGUGCUACCCCCAUACCAUAGUGUUGUGCUACCCCCAUACCCUAGGUUGUGCUACCCUCAUACCCUAGUGUUGUGUUACCCCCAUACCCUAGUGUUGCGUUACCCCCAUAAUGUUGUGCUACCCCCAUACCCAGUAGCGUAG
This is a messenger RNA of Physella acuta, 492 nucleotides long. RefSeq names its product nematocyst expressed protein 4-like. NCBI's taxonomy places the organism in Eukaryota, Metazoa, Mollusca, Gastropoda, Physidae. The record is from RefSeq and is a predicted model, not a curated record.